AUGGUAGGCGGGGAAUACCUUUACCUACCGCCCAUAUGGCACCGUUUAGCCCCCUUCACCAAGCUCACAGUCACCGUCACCGUCUUCCUCCCCUACCUGUUCCUCUAUCUGUCUUGCGCCGCUGACCCCGGCUACAUCACCAAAGAAAACCACGCCUACCACAUGUCGCUCUAUCCAUAUGACCACGCGCUUUUCCACCCCGGCGUGGAAUGCAAAACCUGCGGAUUCGUCAAACCGCCACGCUCAAAGCACUGCAGCCUGUGCAAGCGGUGCAUAGCAAAGGCCGACCAUCACUGUAUUUUCAUCAACUCGUGCGUGGGAUACGGAAACCACCAGUGGUUCAUACUACUCCUCCUCUCAACCGCUGUUUUGUGCACAUACGGUGGCCUUCUCGGCGGUUCGCUGCUCUCCUCGUCGAUUAAACAACACUUUGUCGACUGGUCGCCUUGGUCGCCGUCAAAACAGGGAUGGGGCAUGUACGUUGUCAUCUGGGGCUGGGGCAUUCAAACAAAUAUCGGCCUGGGCGUCACAACUCUCCUGUCCGGUUUGACGGCCCCCUUAGUUUGGGGUCUUUUGUUAUAUACAAUGUAUCUCGUGUACUGCGGCACAACGACAAACGAAUCAUUUAAGUGGUCCGUGUACAAGGAUGAUAUGGAAGACGGCUAUGCUUUUCGUCGACCCAUGCCCUCGAAGCGAGAGAGGAAUCUCGUCAAAGAGCCUAUUUGCCGUAGGUGGCCGGUUGAACCGGAGAUGGUUCUGGCAGCGACGGACGACGGGAAACCUCCGCCAGCGCAGAUGGCGCUAGCCGGCGAGGGCGAGUGGGAGCGGGUGUGGAAUUUGAAAGACGUCGAAAACCUUUAUGAUUUAGGGCUCUGGGAUAAUUUGGGAGAUAUUUUUGUGGCAGACUGUGCGUUUGGGGCGAGAGUAGAAGACCCUCCUGCCGAACGGGGCCUGCGGACGAAACGUACCAAGAGUAAAUAG
Messenger RNA from Metarhizium robertsii ARSEF 23, 981 nucleotides. RefSeq names its product Zinc finger, DHHC-type, palmitoyltransferase. The coding region runs from base 1 to 981 and encodes 326 amino acids. Gene Ontology annotation, molecular function: protein-cysteine S-palmitoyltransferase activity. Gene Ontology annotation, cellular component: endoplasmic reticulum; Golgi apparatus. Lineage: Eukaryota; Fungi; Ascomycota; Sordariomycetes; Hypocreales; Clavicipitaceae. Gene Ontology annotation, biological process: protein targeting to membrane; peptidyl-L-cysteine S-palmitoylation. The record is from RefSeq and is a predicted model, not a curated record. The transcript has a single exon.